This is a messenger RNA of Drosophila biarmipes, 1309 nucleotides long. RefSeq lists its product as uncharacterized. The record is from RefSeq and is a predicted model, not a curated record. NCBI's taxonomy places the organism in Eukaryota, Metazoa, Arthropoda, Insecta, Diptera, Drosophilidae.
CCAAAAAUGCUGGUCGACACGGACUUGGCGAGUGGUGUGAUCCGCUCGCCGUACAGCUUUGACAUCCCCCACGCGUUCAUUUUCAACGAGUCCGAGUUUGUGGAGCCCGUCUACUGCGGACCCUACAUGGAGAUAGUGAAGCACUUCGCCGAGACGUACCACUACCGGCUGCUCCUGGAUCCCGUCGAGAGCCUGCCCAAAAAGUCGGUGGUGGAGGAGGACAUCGGCAGCGGUGUGUACAACAUCUCGCUGCACGGCGUUACGAUUCGUCCGGACAAGAUCGGGAACUUAUCGGAGGUCACGCGGCACAGCUAUCCGCUGGAGAUGAUGACGCACUGCGUGAUGGUGCCCCUCGCCCCCGAGCUGCCCAAAUGGAUGUACAUGGUGUGGCCGCUGGGCAGAUACAUUUGGACCUGCGUCUUCCUCGGCACCUUCUACGUGGCCCUCCUGCUGAGGUACGUGCACUGGCGGGAGCCCGGGAACGCCACCCACUCCUACUCCCGGAACGUGCUCCAGGCCAUGGCCCUGCUGAUGUUCAGCCCCAACAUGAACAUGACCGUGAAGCUGAAGCACGCCUCGCUGCGCGUAAUCGUCUUCUACACGCUCCUCUUCGUCCUGGGCUUCAUCCUGACUAACUACCAUCUCAGCCACAUGACGGCCUUCGACAUGAAGCCGGUGUUCCUGCGGCCCAUCGACACCUGGUCGGACGAUCCACUCAAAGCUGCGCAUCGUCAUCCACGACUCGCUGCUGGAGGAGCUGCGCUGGCUGCCGGUGGUGAACACCACCUCGCUGGAUCCCCAGUUCGACGCGCGCAGCUGACAGGACUACCAGGCCCUGCUGGCCAGUCCCUCGCGGUCCUACGCCUAUGUGGUGACCCAGGACGCCUGGGUCUUCUUCAACCGGCAACAGCGCGUGCUCAUCCAGCCGUACUUCCACCUGUCCAAGGUGUGUUUCGGCGGCCUGUUCAACGCCCUGCCUAUGGGCACAGAUGCCAGCUUCGCGGAAUCUCUGGACCACUUCAUCCUGAACGUCUGGCAGGCGGGACUGUGGAACUACUGGGAGGAGAUCGCCUUUCGAUACGCCAAGCAGGCUGGCUAUGCGAGAGUAUUCCUGGACACAUACCCAGUGGAGUCCCUGAACCUUCAGUUCUUCAACACGGCCUGGAUUGUAUUGGGCGUGGGAAUACCCAUUAGCUCGCUGGUCUACUGCUUGGAGCUCUAUGUACACCGUCGGAGAGAGAGACGACCGCAGUACGACCGAUUUGAGUGCUAUGACUAGUUUUUGGUCAACUACCUAGUUUGUGGGAAU